Molecule: messenger RNA, 309 nt
Organism: Candidula unifasciata
Lineage: Eukaryota; Metazoa; Mollusca; Gastropoda; Stylommatophora; Geomitridae
Source: the annotation of a GenBank genome assembly
AUGAAGUUACUUCUAGCUGUACUGUUAACUUUGACUGUUGUCAGUGGAAAACCAGCUAGCGAACUGGACGAGAAACAUGAUGCGAAGAGAAUCAUCUGUUCACUUGUAAUGUGUGACAUCUACUGUCCUUAUGGUCACGCUAAAGACGCCAGGGGCUGCCCUCUCUGCGGAUGUAACGAUCAGACAACAACAGCAAUACCAGUACAUCGCUGUCCUCUUGUGAUGUGUGACAUCUAUUGUCAGGGCGGCUUGAAAGUCGGGGCUGACGGUUGUCGUCUGUGUCAGUGUAACGACAUUGCUGAUGUGUAG